AUGUCUCUCCCACCCCCCCGCCCUCACCCAACUUUUCCCCGCCCAGCUUAUGCUCUUCACCGCAUAUCCUUCUCAAUCAUCUGCCGCAUGUGCGGCCUCACCCUCUCCAUCACACCUUUCAACACGACCGCCCCAAGCAUCGAUCGCAUCGUUCACUCCCUCCACACCACAAAUGCGGCUCGCGGACCCAACGCCAAAGGCGUCUACGCACGUCGCUUCCAAACGCCAGCUGGUGACGUGCUUGUCACGCUCGGUGCCAGUGUUCUCGGCCUUCGCGGCACUCUCACAGCCCAACCGCUUGUAGGAAAGCGCGGUGUGUUGGCAUGGAAUGGUCAAGUGUUCGGCGGCCUCGAUGUAGGCAUUACAGAGAAUGACACGCGCAAGAUCUUUCAACGUCUCGAACAAGGCGAAGCACCCAACAAGGUGUUCAACUCGAUUGAAGGACCCUAUACAUUUGUCUACAUUUCUUUUGCCUCGCGUGCCAUCUUCUUUGGCGUUGACCCAUUGUCACGGCGAUCGCUUCUCCUUCACGCCGGCGAUGAAGACUCACAUCCGAUCUUUAUUCUCACUUCAUCGCGCAGUGCCGAAGCACGCCUGCAAGGCGUUGCCAUGCGAACGCUGGACGGCGGACAGACUGGAGUGAUUGACCUAACAGCGUUGCCUACAGGAAUGCUUGAUUUCAGCGCUGCUCUGAAGAUUGAGACGCGUUCAGACAUUGCCCCAGUCAACAAGGCAACACCACCAGCGGAUCCGGGAACCGCAGCAGCCGAGGCAGAAUGCGACACAUUUAUUGCAAGGCUGGAAGGUGCGGUACGGAGACGUGUGGAAAACAUACCAGAGCGUUCACCUGGCUCUGCCCGCGUGGCGCUCCUCUUCUCGGGCGGUGUCGACUGUUCACUUCUAGCAGCACUGGUUCACCGCUGUCUUCCAGCAGGUGAGCCAAUCGAACUUGUCAACGUCGCAUUUGAGCAACCGCGUGCCAAGGAAAACGUCAACGGAAACAAGAAGGGCAAGCAACGCGCACCGGAGCGCAACCCGUACGACGUCCCCGACCGUGUUUCGGGGCGCGAUGCGGUGGAAGAGCUCCGUGGGGCGUGCCCCGGUCGCGACUUUCGCUUUGUCCAAGUCGACGUGGACGUUGAAGAGAGUCGCGCACACCGCCAGGAGAUCCUGGACCUUAUGUACCCCAACAAGACGGAGAUGGACCUCUCUCUCGGAUACCCACUCUACUUUGCGUCGCGAGGCGUUGGAGUCGUUGACUUUGGAUAUGGGCCGGUACCGUACACUGUCGGUGCCAAGGUGUACAUCUCGGGCCUUGGCGCAGACGAACAACUUGGGGGAUACUCUCGCCACAGGCGAGCAUUCGAGCGUGGGGCAUGGCCGAUGCUCAUUGACGAGCUCCAGCUUGACCUUGACCGUCUCCCUCAACGAAACUUGUCACGAGACGAUCGCAUGCUCUCAUCUCACGCCCGAGACGCUCGAUACCCAUAUCUGGACCUUGAGUUUGUUCGUUACGUUUCGUCCCUUCCCAUCUGGGCAAAAUGCUACCCCCUCUUGCCACCUGGAGAAGGGGACAAGGUUCUCAUUCGUCUGGGGGCACAGCAGUGUGGUCUACAAGUCACGGGUAAACGGGUCAAGCGCGCGAUGCAGUUUGGAACCAAGAGCGCAAAGCUGAACGAGGCCCCCGCCAGAGGGUUUGGCGCCGGCGAGGUGGUCGUUCAGGAUUAG
Molecule: messenger RNA, 1728 nt
Organism: Apiotrichum porosum
Lineage: Eukaryota; Fungi; Basidiomycota; Tremellomycetes; Trichosporonales; Trichosporonaceae
Exons: 7
Coding region: 1-1728 (575 amino acids)
Molecular function (GO): asparagine synthase (glutamine-hydrolyzing) activity
Source: RefSeq, a predicted model, not a curated record